UUAAUUUUCAUGAAUUUAUUGAUCAACAACAUGAGUAUUUCAUGAACCAAAAAUGGUCCUACAACUGGUUGAUUGCUAUUUUAAAAUAUUUAUUGAUUAAUGUACACUCAUUGCCAGUGAGAUUACUUUUCAUGCAGGAAUAAAAAUUAGAAAGGAAACAGCAAACAAACAACAGGAUGGAUAAACAAAUACACAAACAACUGAUAAAAGGAUGAAAGUCAAAAAUGGGAAAUGAAUCAUCAUCAAUGGUUACUUAUGGAACAAGGCUUCUAAACGAUGUAAAAGUUGAAUGGAAAAAGGUAGAAAUGGACGCAAAGUUGCCAGCUCGUGACGGACAUUGUGCGGCCGCUAUUGGGAACGAACUCUACUUUUUUGGUGGAGUUCGUUGGCUUUCUGAUCUUGGGGAAGUGACAGAAUCCAAUGAAAUUCUUGUUUUCGAUGUUGCUUUUCACUCAUUGAACAAGAUUAUCACAGGAGGUGAGGUUCCAUCAGCCAGAUCCUCCGCAACUAUGGCUGCAGUGGGAAAGAAACUGUAUGUUUUUGGUGGACUAAGUAGAGAUUGUGGCUGGCUCAAUGAUCUACAUUCUUUUGAUACUGAAACAAAGCAGUGGCAAAAUAUCACUUGUAAAGGAGACCCUCCAUCUCCACGUGAUAAGCUAUCUUGUGUUGCUAUGGGAUCCAAGAUUCUUUUCUUUGGUGGUUUUGGUCCUAUGGAGAAUUUGGAGACAGGAACAUCUGAGCAGGAGGGAACAGAGUUUGGUUGGUUUAACGAUCUCUUCAGUUUUGACACAGAGAACUGUAUGUGGGAAAAGCUCACUCCUUCAUUUACUGGAUCUCCAACACCUAGAGCAGCUCAUGGAAUGUGUGCUGUUGGAUCAAGACUUGUUGUCUUUGGUGGCAGAGACAGUGUUGGUAGAAAGAAUGAUCUUUUUGUUUUGGAUACAGAAACUUUGGAAUGGAUCUCAAAGCCAACAACAGGAAGACAGCCAGAACCUCGUUCAUUCCACACAUGCACAGCUGUAGGCAACAGAGUGGUAGUUUUUGGUGGAAGAAGUUUGGAGAAUGCUCAUUUUGAUGAUGUGCACAUCUUUGACACAGAGACAAAUGAGUGGCUGCAGCCAUCAACAUCUGGUAACAAACCUUCAGGCAGGGGGGUACACACAGCCACUCUGGUAGGAGACCAGUUUGUACUUUAUGGAGGUUCAUCUGAUUUUGAUGGCAAAGCAAUGCAAUGUCAGGAGUAUUAUGGGGAUGUACAUCUUAUCGCAAAAGAACAACUCUUGUCGGGAACGUCUCAAGGUCCAGACCCUAAUGAUGUCCCAACUGUCCCUGUUCAAGCCCCAUUAAUGGCUGGAGGAUUUGCCAAUAUUCAAGAAUGUCAAACAAUUGAGGAGGAAGACAGCAGCGAUUAUGAAGACUCAUCAGAUGAUCAAUAGUGAAACAAAAUUUUUCUUUUUGUUUUGAGAAGAGAAGCUGCAUUCCAGGGAAUUAACUUAUUUACUCUGGCAGUAGAUGGUAAUGAAACAUUUUGCUUCAAUCACCUGCACAACAAUUUGGUUGCCAAAUAAGUCUAAUUUGUAAAUUUUUUGGCAGAAUAGAUCUUGUGAGUUAAAGAGUUAAGAAUUAAGGAGCAGUUCAACUCACUCCUUUACUUAAUCCACUGCUGCCUCUUCAUUGUGAUAUCAGGAUUGGGUAGUCUAACAGUCUUGAAUUUUAUUUAACUCCUUCACUACCCAUAUGACAUACUCAGUAUGUCACACAAUUUGCAGUUUAUGUGCCCACAUGACUUACUCAGUGCGUCUAAAGUUGGAGAGUAACAGUCAAAUCUUGGACGUUCGAGUUGUAAAAUUACCUGGCCGCUCAAACUCAAAACAAGUUAGAAUUCCAAAAAAAAAAAAAGGGUCAAAUUAGGAGGUUAAAAUGUUGGUGAUGGCAAGCAGUUGACCUGCACUAAUUUAAGCUUUAGGAUGAGUCUUUGACUUCUCAUAAAUUUUUCAAAACAAAUUGUUUUAAUUUUUUUUGACUAUCUAGUUAUUGCCUCUUGGAUGAUGAAGCCAUCAGCAUUUACACUUGUGUUAUAUUGCAUACUAAAAAUUAAUACAUACAAAUUGUAUUUAAUUUGAUAAUGGUGCAAUUUCUUUAUUUGCCUUAUAUCUGACCCUCCCUAAUUUUCCCAAAGUGUAGGAUAUGAAACCACUUUUGAGAUGAUACCCAUAACUGUAAAAAGUUACCCCUAAGAUUAACCAUCUUGUUCUUUAGAGAAUGGAAGAAAUGCAACCUUUAAGGUCCCUCAUUUUCCUGCCCCUCUCUUACUCUAGGGGUGGGAAGGUGAGAAACUCUGAGGAUGAGGUUGGGAGAAAUGAUCUCAAUUUAUUUUCUUGAGAUUUUCCCUUUUGGCAUUUUAUUUGGGUACAGGUAGAGGGAGUAAAUACUUCUUUAAAAUCAAUUUUUUUACCUUGAUGCUACACUGAAAAUUGGUGAAACAGAAUGAUUAGGUGAAAAAAAUGAUUAGAGAUGAAAAUAAAAUGAUUAGAGAUGAAAGGUAUAUGGGGGAACAAUCAAAAUAGUUACAUUUAAAAUUGUGUUUUAUAAGUGACCUACUGCUACAUAUCCCAGAUUAAAUAUUAGGACCAAGGCUACCAAAUGACCCUGUGGGGUUCUUUUGCAUAACCAUAAGAGUUAAAUUUAUAGCUAUGAUUUACAUAUUAUGCAUAUCUAACAUGUAGAAACUCGUCAUAAAGUUCUUCUUCGGCUCAUGACUAUCACUAAUCUGAAAUUUGAUCUUCUAGACACUCUAGGAGAGAAAGGUAUAAAAGUUACAUUCUUGAGAGAGAAAAUACAUUUGAAUCUUCAAGUUGA
Molecule: messenger RNA, 2859 nt
Organism: Stylophora pistillata
Lineage: Eukaryota; Metazoa; Cnidaria; Anthozoa; Scleractinia; Pocilloporidae
Product: kelch domain-containing protein 1
Molecular function (GO): protein binding
Source: RefSeq, a predicted model, not a curated record